GGAGGACGAGGAAGAGGAGAAGGGAAGGAGAGCAGAGGGUGCUGCAGCCAUGUCAGACACACCUUUGCAGAGGAACGGCACAGCAACAGCACCGAUGUCGUGUGAGGAGGCUCAGCUCCACAAAGAGAGGCUGCAGGCCUUGGCGGAGAAGCGAAAACGGCAAACGGAGAUUGAAGACAAAAGAAGCCAGCUCGAUGACCUGGUGCUACAACUGCAGCAUCUCAAGUCCAAAGCCAUGCGUGAGCGAUGGCUCCUCCAGGGAAUGGGAGCGGAGGAAGGGGAGGCACGGCGGAAACAGCUGGAACAGGAUGAAGAACAAGGGAAGAAGCUCGAGGACCUGAUUCAUAGGCUGGAGUCUGAAAUCGGUGCACUUGAGAGCGAAGAGUCUCAGAUAUCAGCCAAAGAGCAGGUUCUACGGGAACGUCUGAAAGAGACAGAGCGGUCGAUAGAAGACCUGCAGAAGAGUCUGAUGACCCAGGAUGGAGAUGCCACCGGCUGCAUGUCCGCCCCUCUCUCGGACUGCACGGACCCCGAUCCUGCUCACUUCGUCCUGGCCUCGCAGCCCCGGACCGGCCCACCUGCCCCUGGAGAGCACGCCAUACCAAGACCUGCAAUGUUUGCCAUGGAGAUCAACGUACAGCACGACCCACAGACCGGCGAGCAGCGCAUCCUGUCAGCCAACCGCGUGAGCCCGCUGGAUGCGGCGUCACGCGGCGUCAAAGUCUACGAUGAUGGCAGGAAAGUAGUCUACGAGGUCACUUCCUCCAGGGGCGUGUCCACCACCGCCGUGGAGAACGGUUGGAGCUCUGCGCAGGUUGACCAGCUGGUCCAGCGAGCUGCCAGACCUGUCGUGCAAGGAGGAGACGGCAACAGGGGUCAGGUGACGGUGACCCCAGCUGCUCCCCAGGCCUACGUUUCCCCAGCAGAUGUCGAUGAUCUGUCUCCACCCUCCUGCGCCCCACCAUCCAUCCCUUCAAGCCCACCAGCGCAGGUCACCCUCCAGAGGGAAACCCGGCUUGGCAUGAUGCCCCCCUCUGCUCCCAUUACAACCCAGCCCGGCUCCUCAUCCCACCCGGGCGCCGAGCUCACCUCCCCACCUCAAGCCAGCGCGGAGCACCCGGUCACCAUGGUGUUCCUUGGCUACCAGGACGUUGAGGACAUGAGCGAGAGCAGGCGGCUGCUAGGCUUUGACGGCGCUGUGAAGGCCGAGGUGGUCCUCAUCGACGAAGACGACGAGAAAUCGCUGAGGGAGAAGACGGUCACUGACCUAUCCAUCAUCGACGGCACAGCGGCCGACCUCGUGUCAGGGCGGCCGGUCACGUCUGAGGCCGUCAGCACGGAACUGUCAUCUGACGGCCGUGAGCCUGACAGCGCCUCCUCGCCCCCCGCCAAUCCCGAUGCCACCACGGCCCCCCCGCCCGGCCUCACCCCUGCCACAGGCCACGGCCAAACACCAGGGGUUACCGUGACAACAGAAAAUGGGUAUCAAGCUCCCAUUCCGACCAGACAUCCUCACACUGCCAUGAAAUCGUGGCGAGCAGCCGAGGAUGUCAGUGACACAGUACCAAGAGAGCGAGCCCUGAAGAGCGUCAGUUUCCAGGAAUCAGUCAGCAUUAUCACUGACAGGUCUGCAACCAUGGAACUGGAGAGCCAGCAGAUCCAACAUGGCUGCCUCAGCAGCCCCAGUAACCGAGCCCACAAUGCCGUUGGUGUGAAAGUGGAGACUCCUGACAGCGAGGUGGUGCAGGAGAUCCGUUACUUGGACCAGGUUUUGGACGCCGCCUCAGAAACACCCACCAAUGGAAACUCUUCCCCGUCAGAACACACCAGACCAAUCACCAUCGACGGAAACUCUCCGUCUGUCUGCGUGUCGGCCUCUUCUCCUGUCAAUCACCUGUCAGUCGUUGUGGAGGGGCAGCGACAAACCACGUUCCUCCACCACGAGGCUCCGAGGACCAACGGGCACGUGCAGGGCGAGGAGUCAGAGCGCAGCGGGGCCAAGUUUGAGCUGAGAGCGUUUCAGGAGGAGAGACGGCCAGCGAAACUCUUCUCCCCCGGAGAGGAGCAGCAGGUCAGGGUGACGAGGAGACGACCCACAGAGGAGGUUCAGGAGCUUGAGCGUGAGCGUCAGGAGCUGAUCAAAGACCAGGCAGUGAAGAAGAACCCUGGGAUCGCCCAGCGCUGGUGGAACCCUCCUCAGGAGGUUCCUUUGGAAGAACAGUUGGAUGCAGAGCAGCUUGAGUCUCUCAGGAAAUAUCAGGAGAGGAAACAGCAGAAACAGAAUCAUGCUUAUCCAUACACACAGGUGUCAGGUCCUGGCACAGUGGUGACCUUUGACCCAGAGCUAAACAGGAAGGUGGACAUUGUGGAGGAGCAGAUUGACUUCUCAUCUGCCAGGAAGCAGUUUCUGCAGGGGGAAGCUACCAAGAGGGACAUAGCUCCCCAGAUAUACUCCGCCAAACCCUUUUCGAAAUCCAUACCCAGGGGCAGCCAGGGGAGCAGUGACAUUGUCGCAGAAACUGGAGAGACCCGUGUGACCUGGUCUGAUGAAGGUCUGGCAGAAGAAUUCACUUGCGCACGAGCUGUAAUGACAAUCCUGCGUGAGGAGGAGGAAGGGAAGGGUCAUUUCCAUCCAUCUUUCCACCCAGAAGAGUCUGACUCAGGAUUAGAUGAGCUAUCAGUCCGUUCUCAGGACACUACUGUGUUUAGCUUGGAUAAUGUUUCAGACAGCGGAGCUUCACUACCACCUACCCCAUUACCACUUACCCCGGUGUCACCGCCUACCCCCCAGCCCACCACACCAGUCAAUGGGCAAACCAGUGGCAGUCCAACAGAAGACGAGCUGGAGUACCACGCAGGGGUACUUGUCCAAAAUGCCAUCCAAAAUGCCCUGGCGGCUCAGAAUGGAGACGAGUGGCAGCCAUCUGACUUGAAUUCUUCACAACUGAGCACCCCUGUGUCUCCAUCCUCAGCUUCUACAAGUAGCCCAGUGCCAGUUUCUUCCUCUCCUGUGUCUUCUGGUGGAGCUCCCAGUCUCCAAUCACCUGUGUCCUCCAGUCCUGCUCCCUCCAACCUGUCCCCUCAGCUAGACAGACGGCCAGAGGUGAGAGUUGUUUCCCAAGAGAAGCCUUCAGAGCAGCAGCAGACCUCCAGUCCAGCAGAGCGGCCGCAGCUCCAGACGCCUUCUCCACCUCCUUCUCAGCCCAUCUCUCCACCACAGAGACCCAAAGAGGGAGGCCCCCGGAUCAAAAUCCAGUCCUCUUACACCAGAGCUCUUGCCUCUUCGGCCCCUGCUCCAGCUCCGGCCCCUGUCGCAGUAGCUCCAGUUCCCAGGCCAGCCCCAGUCUACCGUCCCCCUUCUCCUCCAAGCCCGGAGAAACCGGAGUUCAGCUACUUCAGCAAAUACUCAGAGGCGGCCGAGCUGCGCAGCACGGCAGCAGCAGUACGAGCCCCCGAGGUCGAGCCCGCCAGCGGUCCGUUCCGCCUGCGCUCCAAGAAGCAAAGAACUUUGUCAAUGAUCGAGGAGGAGAUCCGAGCAGCUCAGCAGAGGGAGGAGGAGCUGAAGAAACAGAGGGAGACGCAGCCCGUUGUCAUCGUCCGCCCCAGCAACACUUCCAGUAGCAGUCAUGGUCACAUGAGGACGGGGAUGCGGCAAACCACCAUCUCCCCAGCAGAUAAGAUGAAGAGCAACAGCCUGCCAGCCAGACUCACACUGACAGCAAGGACAGCGCCAGGAAAGAUUGAGAAGGUGCGACCUGUUCCGCCUGUCUCACCCUCACCUUCAGAGGGAGCCCUCUCUGACGCCGGCAGCGAGGACUCUGGAGGAUCACGGCCCAAAAACUUCAUGCAGACGCUUAUGGAAGACUAUGAAACCCACAAGGUGAAGAGGAGGGAGAAACUGGAGGACAACAGUGUUCUGGAGGCCACUCGUGUCACCAGGAGGAAAAGCGACAUGGCGCUGAAGUGGGAAGCCGGUAUCUACGCCAAUGAGGAAGGAGAGGAAGAAGAAGAGGAAGAGGAGGAGGAGGAGGAGGAGGAGGAGGAGUAAAUGGCUUCUUUCAGAGACAGUUAAGGGGCCGAGUGGAAAGGAGGAGGAGGAGGAGGCAGAGACUGAAGGAAAUAUGUAGGAGAAGAAGUGGAGGAGAAGGAAAGAUAAAGGAGAGGGAAAAGGAACCAGUAUUUAUUUUACUAAUAGUAUUCUGAUGAUCACAUGACCCACUGGCUCGACCAAUGGGGCUCAUCGAAGAGAUGCAUCAAGUUGUGGUGUUUGGACCUGAGGGGUGAAGGUGCAGCAGAAUGUGGGGUGACUGAGUAUGUGAGAGACAUUUUAAAGUGUUGAGGUGAGUUUAGAGAGGAAAAGCUCAGUGAUGUGAGAGACACUUUGAAACGGUCUCAUGGUGGUUAAAGAGCGCUGUUCAGAAGUGUGUUUAGGAUAAAAGGUUUUACUAGCUGGUAGACGCUGAAUGACUUCAAUAUUCAUAGGAUUUUUCAUUUACCUGUAAUUUUUUUAUUGAAAUGUGGGCUGAGAUCUAAAGAUUUUAUUUUGACAGGGUGCCUGACACUUGAUGAUGGUUUUUGGCAGUGGGUGCUUGAUAAUAAUAAUAAUAAUAACCCCGAUCAUCUUGAAACUGUAUUCAAAGGUUUUCAUGACCAACAGGAAAAAAAAAGAUGCAGAAGACAAGCAGGUGUGUGUGGAGUGAAUAUCAAGAAAUGUCUGACUGGAAGUUGUUCAAGAAAGGAGAAAAGGCGAGACGUAGUCACACGACUCGGACAUCAUUUCGUGAUGAUGCCGCAGGAGGGGCUGCGAUGUUUGAAGCAGUUUAACCUCCUGUGUCUUGCAUAUAACACACAUAUGACAUGUCUGGUGCGAGCUUUCACAGUCCUUGCAAGCAUCUGCAUUAAAUCUAAAGUGCCGUCUCGGGGGGGGGGUCAGCGUCCCUGCACUGAAUGCUAGUGAGGAAAUGUGAAAAAAAUUUAAAAAACUAGCAUCAAGGUUCAACUUUGCCUUAGACUAGUCAGUAAUUGUUGGGAUGCACAAUAUGUAUGAUGUAUUUUAUCUCCUCCUACUCACUACAGUUUCAGUAGACAUUAGAGAACAUACGCAACCACAUUAGAUCGAACGUCCGUCUGUAACGCACUAUUCUUCUGUGAUUUCCUGGCCGUAAAGUGCAGUAAGUUCAGCGAGGAGGAGUCCAGACAGAUGAGAGAAGAGGGAAGCUAACUGCAGGUCAUGUUCGGGUCACUUCAGUCAGUGUGUGUGUGUUAAUUAAAGGGCUGGGUCGGGGGUUUUCUAUUCUAAAAAUCACUUAUUUUACCUUUGCUGGCUACGUCGCUUCGUUGACCUGUGCUUUCUGAUGUAAGCAGUCGUUUCAUGUAUUAUACUGAGGUAGGACUGUGUAUUUGAUAUAUGAUCAUGUAUGUUGAGAGUCCAGUGGGGCGCCUGUUGUGUAUCUACUAUACCUUGCUAGCUGAGGAUAAAGUUUGAUGAGAAAUAUUGAAAAAAAAAAAAAAACUUUUUAUGAAAAGUUGUUAUACCAAAACAGAAUGUAGUUAUUUAGUCAGCCUACGCUCCUAAGUCUAUUUAAGAAGUGCUGAUUGUGUGCAUGACAUUACACUCCUUUCCUAACCUGACACAAGCACACAACAAGCAGGGGGAAGAAGGCGGGUGAUCAGUGGAGAGGCUCCAUAUGAGGCUGCGGCAACAGGCCUCUGUUCAGGGGACGCUCAUGAGCUGGGAUUGUUAGGGUUUUUUUUUUUUUUAGGACGAUGUGAUUUUCUGUUUUGUUAAAUGAGCGCAGUACAGGCCUCUGUGAGUGUGGUGAUACUGUGGAUUCACGUCCAGGUGUAGAAAACAAGAGAACAAGGCUCAGCUUUCUGCGUUAAAACACGUCGAAACACAAUUGGGAAUGAAUCCCCGGAGCCUACGGGACCGUCAGUAAACAUGAAUUCAGUAGAAGUCUGUAGAAACGGCAUUUUAGAACCACUUUAACUGAAAAGUAGCAAAAUGUUUUUGCUUUUCAGGCUCGGGUUAGCUUGUUUGUUGAAGGCUUUGAGAUUUCUUUUUCAGGAGGGUGGUGAGAAUGGAUUUCCUGUAAACAGCAGGUCACAGUUUUGAUCACCACAUCUGCAAGUGUCCUUCAGCGAGGCACUGGCCUUCACUGGCUGAAAGCCUCAGCUGAGCGCCUGGAAUAUAAACAUUCGCUGAGGUGAAGCAUUGACACAUCGGCAGUUACAGCUCUAUUAUGUUUGUUGGGACCGUCCCGUCCUGAGUGCAGGUUUAAUUAUCUCUUAUAAUAUGCUCUGCCUACAAGAAGCAAAAACCAAGGACUCGUGCCUCUGAUGUGUCCUCACCAAAACAAAAAAAACACAGAGAAGCCCUCUUGUUCCUGUUUUAAUGCACAUCUAAUAAUAUAUAAAAUUAGAGAAGUAUUUAAAGUCCCUUUUUAUGACAUGUUCUUGUGGUGAGGGACAAAUGAGGGGAAAAAGAACAUGAUUUGAGCUGUCAGACAGAACGACUGGUAUGUCGAUGCGAUUUUUAGAGGAGACGUGGGCUGAAAGAGACGUUUUCUGUGUGUGCUUGUUUAUAUUUUUCAGGAUGGAUGAUAGAUGCGGAUCCUUUGUAACGGAGCAUAGUUUUACAGUGGCCUCUUCUGGAUGCCGGCUGAGCAUCCUCCGUGUCUGAGCUAUAUUCACAGCAAGAGCUAAGUUUUAAGCAGCAAAAGCAAAACGGCUACUCCUUUACUGCACUGUAGCUGCAGCAGCACAUCGCAAAACUGCGUUACUGUACACACACACACACACACACAGAGCCCAAAACCAUUUUGAGUUCUCAUUAAAUCCACUAUAACGCUUCUGAAAUGAUACCAGACAUCAUGCACCCGCAGAGCAGAUAUGUGUGACUUAUUAUUAUUAUUAUGCUUUUGUUGUUUGAAUUCAUGGUGCAGAGAUGAUUUAUUUAUCAUUUUUAAAUGCUGGUAGCUUGUUUUCGCCUGCAGGAGCGCCCGAGCGUCGCUGUGGGACUCGCACUGUCUGUGUGUGACAAAGCAGUCUUAUUAUACAGUAUAACCUCUGUUCCUAUGUUAACCACUUGUAACGCUCAUACCCUGCUUUGUUAUUUUAUAGCUCAUGUAAGGCUCACAGUUAUACACCUACUAUACAUAUUAUGAAUAUUUUCUCAUUAAAAACAAAACCUGUA
Molecule: messenger RNA, 7195 nt
Organism: Chelmon rostratus (copperband butterflyfish)
Lineage: Eukaryota; Metazoa; Chordata; Actinopteri; Chaetodontiformes; Chaetodontidae
Product: A-kinase anchor protein 2
Exons: 16
Coding region: 50-4048 (1332 amino acids)
Biological process (GO): regulation of cell shape
Cellular component (GO): membrane
Source: RefSeq, a predicted model, not a curated record